UCAACGGGGAAUGUCGCACUUCAAUUGGACACUUGACACAGGCACAAACUAUCAUAUACUACGCACAGGCUGUUAUCCGUACAUGAAAUAUCACUGUAGCAAACGUGAAGUACAGGAUCUUACACUAGAGGACAAAUUCUUUCGUUUCCUUAAAGUGAUCAAUCUAGGCCUUCCUAUGCUCUUCUAUGGACUUGCAGCAAUUCGCCUAAUAAGCCAUAAAGAAAUUGUUCGUGUCAGCGAUACGGUGGAGGUACCAAUUUACUUUUUAUAUGCCGAAGAUAAGGGGUCCAGAUUUUGAAUUUAAUUAUAAAAAAUUCCGAAUUUGAAAUGUUGCGCUCAGGAAUGUUUUUUGAAUAUAUAA
Messenger RNA from Drosophila novamexicana, 361 nucleotides. RefSeq lists its product as uncharacterized. The coding region runs from base 11 to 298 and encodes 95 amino acids. NCBI's taxonomy places the organism in Eukaryota, Metazoa, Arthropoda, Insecta, Diptera, Drosophilidae. The transcript has 2 exons. The record is from RefSeq and is a predicted model, not a curated record.